This is a messenger RNA of Pyrgilauda ruficollis (rufous-necked snowfinch), 2189 nucleotides long. It is a transcript of the gene MAFA, whose product is annotated as MAF bZIP transcription factor A. Gene Ontology annotation, biological process: retinal rod cell development; regulation of transcription by RNA polymerase II. Lineage: Eukaryota; Metazoa; Chordata; Aves; Passeriformes; Passeridae. The transcript has a single exon. Gene Ontology annotation, molecular function: DNA-binding transcription factor activity, RNA polymerase II-specific; RNA polymerase II cis-regulatory region sequence-specific DNA binding. Gene Ontology annotation, cellular component: nucleus. Bases 3 to 869 code for a protein of 288 amino acids. The record is from RefSeq and is a predicted model, not a curated record.
AGAUGGCCUCGGAGCUGGCCAUGAGCGCGGAGCUGCCCACGAGCCCCCUCGCCAUCGAGUACGUGAACGAUUUCGACCUGAUGAAGUUCGAGGUGAAGAAGGAGCCGGCGGAGGCGGAGCGGCUGUGCCACCGCCUGCCCGCCGGUUCCCUGUCGUCCACCCCGCUCAGCACGCCCUGCUCCUCCGUGCCUUCCUCGCCCAGCUUCUGCGCUCCCAGCCCCGGUGGGCAACCGGCCCCCGGCCCUCCGGCUGCCACCGCCGCUUCCCUGGGCUCCAAACAGCAGCUGGAGGAGCUGUACUGGAUGUCGGGUUACCAGCAUCACCUCAACCCCGAAGCUCUCAACCUGACGCCGGAGGACGCGGUGGAGGCGUUGAUCGGUGCCCCUCACCAUCAUCAUCAUCACCACCAAGGGUACGAGCCCUUCCGACCUCAGCCCUUCGGGGGCGAGGAGCUGCCGCCGGCCGCCCAUCACCAUCCCGGCCAUCACCAUCAUCAUCAUCACCACCUACGCCUGGAGGACCGGUUCUCCGACGAUCAGCUGGUGAGUAUGUCCGUGCGGGAGCUGAACCGGCAGCUGCGGGGCUUCAGCAAGGAGGAGGUCAUCCGCCUCAAGCAGAAGAGGAGGACCUUGAAGAACCGGGGCUACGCUCAAUCCUGCCGCUACAAGCGGGUCCAGCAACGGCACAUCCUGGAGAACGAGAAAUGCCAACUGCAGAGCCAGGUGGAGCAGCUCAAGCAGGAGGUGACCCGCUUGGCCAAGGAAAGGGAUCUGUACAAAGAAAAAUAUGAGAAGUUGGCCGGCCGGGGCUUCCCGAGGGAGCCCUCCCCAUCCGCCGCCCCGAAAGCCACCGCUGACUUCUUCAUGUGAGCCGGGCUGGUGGGAUGGGGUGGGAUCCCCUUUUUUUUUUUUUUUAAAUUUUAUUUUUUUUCCUCAUGCGGGGAGAGCAAACCCGCCGCUUAUAUUUAAAAAGAAAAAAAAAUGGGGAAAAAUAUUAUGAAGUCCCCACUGAAAUUUUGCGGAGGGGAAGUUGAACUCCCUACCUCCCACCCAUCGGGACUCGGGGUGGGGGGUCCCGGGGUGGGGGAGUGGGGGGCAGCCCUGCAUGCGGGACGUGUACGGCCACCCGCCCCCCUUCCCGGGAGCAUCAGCGCCAUCCAGGUGGCUUCUCCCCACCUUUUCCUGCGGGUUUUUCCCCUCCAUUGGGAUUUUUAUUCUUCGAGGGAUCCCCACGGAUCGGCCGGGGGGGUCCCCGGCAGCGCUGCGCCCUGCCCGGCCCCUCCGCCCACCCCCCAUUCCCGGCCGGCAAACCUGAGCCACAUUUAACUUAUUCACUCUUGUAAAUAUGUAGAAAAUUAGUUCGUUUUUUGCCUUUUUUUUUUUUUUUCCUUGAGCCUAUAUUUUGCUUGGUGAUUUACGAGAAAAAGAAAACGAACAAAAAAAAGAAAAACCAACAAAAAAACCCUAAAAUCCUUUAGAAAAGAGAAAAAAAAUUACACGAGUCUUAAAAGUUUGUAUGUAAUAGCAUGCAAAUAAUAUCCGAGUUAAUUUAACGAUGUUGGGAAGAAGCCGAAUGCACUAUAUACAGGAAUCGAUUGGGUGAAAUAAUACUGUUUUAUAGAGAUUUAAAAUUAUCUAUGCUCUUAAAAAUAGUGGGGAGGGGCGGGAGGGGAAGAGGUAACAAUUUUAGGGUGACCUGAAAGGCAAUAUAGUAAUAUAUGGACUGCAAACGGUUGGCUGCUAUCUCACUAUGCACCAGAUUUAUUUAUUAACCCUCGGGAAACGGAAAAAUCUUAUUUUAACCUCGAUGUUUGGAGAAAAAGAGAAAAAAAACAGACGUCAAGAAAAUGCACAUUAUUUGUUGUGGAAACAAGAGGAAAAAAAAGGAUUAAGAAUUCGUGCAAUCGUUGGAGCGAAAGCGGGACCGAUCCUGCGCGGAGGAGCGGGGCGGGUUUGUUUGUUUGUUUUUUUUUUUUAAACGAGUUGCUUAUUUAAAAAAGAAGAAAAAAAUUAAAAAAAAACAAAUUUUGGUGGGGUGGGGGAAACAAAAGGGUCCUGCGGGCAAAGCGAGCUUGGGAGCCUGGUGCAUUUUAGGGACUGAUCGUGCGAAGCGUUUUUAACGACCUGUUGUUUCGAUUUGUGACGGUUUUAAUGAUGUUGCAUCAAGAUAAAAACUUAUAUUCAACUAGA